Salvia hispanica is the source of this 1263-nucleotide messenger RNA. Its product is annotated as F-box family protein. Lineage: Eukaryota; Viridiplantae; Streptophyta; Magnoliopsida; Lamiales; Lamiaceae. Gene Ontology annotation, molecular function: protein binding. The record is from RefSeq and is a predicted model, not a curated record.
UUGUGGAUUUCUCUCAAAAAAAAAAAAAAAAAAGAAGAGUUGUGGAUGAGCUAGAACAAGAUGUCGACGCUUCCAGACGAUUUGUGGAGAAGCAUAAUGGAGAUUGGUGUUGAAACCAAAACUCUUGAUUAUAAGAGUUUGUGCUGCCUCUCCAUCACCUGCAGCCGAUUUCGCCGACUCGCCUUUGAAGAUUCUCUGUGGUCGCUUCUUCUUCUUUCCGAUUUCCCUUCCACCGCCAAUAAUUUCAUUUCCAGGGGCAAGGCCAAGAACCUCUACCAAAUUAGGUAUAAGAAUGAUAGAGAUAAAAAGCGGCUAGAACACAGAAGAGCUGUUCUUCGAAUCGAGAGCGAAAUAGCUGUGCAUUCGAGGAAAAUUCGGGAGAUAAAGCUCGGGUCUUUGGAGGAGAAAAGGAAGAUGAAUGAGGCACUUGGUGAGCUUAUCAAUCUUCAUAGGAUAAGGAGAGCUUCUGUUGCACUAAAUGUUUGGCAGCCAGAAAUGAUUCGUAGCAGACAAAGGGAGAUGGUUCAGCAGACCAAUGUGCCUGUUCAUGUUCGGAUCAAUGCUCUUGAGAUGGAGGUUAGCCUUUGCAAGCAACAAAUUGCAGCAUUUGAACGUGCCAUUCAAUUCCGGGAAAAAAGGCGUCGUGCAGCUGAAGAAGAGCUGGAUUCCUUGAAAUACCAUCCACUCCAAGAUCUUCAGAACACUAGUGGUCAUUCAAGUGGAUGCCGAGUUAGAAGUAAAAGAUUGAAAGUGCGCAGGAUUAAGGGAUCCAAGUCAGUAGGAGAUAGUUCGGACGACGCAGGUGAAAAGAGCGCAAGAAGGGUGCAAUACUGAGCAGGAUGCAUGCCAGAAAAAAGGCUCGGGAUGGAGAAGAAGGAUAGCUGGGAUGAUCAAUAACAAGGGGCAGAAAAGUCAAAUUGCGAAGGAAGUCUACCCUAAAAACAAGGGCAAGUCUCCCUAUAAAAGAAGCCACUUGGAGAGAGAGAGAGAGGAGUUCUGAGUUCGAAAAAGUCCAACCACUACACUUAGUAGAAUUCUCUCUAGGGAUCAGUCUUCAACAUUGUCCAGUUUCUCGUUCCUCGCCACAACUUUGGUCACUUGACGUCCAGAAGUCUACCGGAGAAGUCAUCAUCCCACCGUUCCAGCCAGUUCGUCGUAGUAAUAUAGCAGUUUCACCGCCCGGAUUGGCAAAAUCAAUCGUUAUUCGCUUUCUAGUUUAAUCUUUACUUGUUUUCUUUGUUGGAUCUGUUGCAAACAUUUAUC